Exophiala xenobiotica is the source of this 1539-nucleotide messenger RNA. RefSeq lists its product as uncharacterized. Gene Ontology annotation, molecular function: transmembrane transporter activity. Gene Ontology annotation, cellular component: membrane. Gene Ontology annotation, biological process: transmembrane transport. Lineage: Eukaryota; Fungi; Ascomycota; Eurotiomycetes; Chaetothyriales; Herpotrichiellaceae. The record is from RefSeq and is a predicted model, not a curated record. The transcript has 3 exons. Bases 1 to 1539 code for a protein of 512 amino acids.
AUGGCCCCUGACCACGCUUCUGAUAAAGACCUCGGUCACAACGAGAUCGAAACGUCGCCACCUGGCCACGCUCAGGAGCUCGACCUCAGCACCUCUGAUUUCUCCGACAAGGACAAGGCUCGAAUCCAAUGGCGGAUUGACAUGCGGCUGGUCGUCCCGCUCGGGCUGGGUUACACGAUCUGCUUGAUAGAUCGAGGAAACACAGGUCUUCUCGCCGUUUCCGGCUUGAUCACGGACCUGAACCUCAUCGGAUACCGCUACCAGACCAUCAUUCUGAUGUUCUUCCCGACCUACAUCCUGAUCCAGCCUGUUGCCACGGCGUUGGCACGUAAGGUUGGACCCCGGGCCCUACUUCCCAUCAUCAUCAUCGCAUGGGGUCUCUCCACUCUGGGCAUGGGGUUCGUCAAAUACUGGUGGCAAAUGCUUCCACUCCGAGCUCUUCUCGGCUUGUUCGAGGGAGGCUAUUUUCCCACCUGCACCUAUCUCUUGAGUUGCUGGUACCCACGCUACGAACUCCAAAAACGAAACUCAGGCUUCUACUUCAUGGGCAUGAUCGCCUCGGCCUUCGGUGGUAUCCUCGCCUACGGCCUAUCGCAGCUCAAGGGUCACGGAUCGGGUGCAAAAUAUCUAGGCCAGCAUUACGGACCUACAGCGACCGAUCCGACAGCUCCCUCGGGCAUCUUGCCUGGUAUCUCAGGUUGGAGAUGGAUCCUGAUCAUCGAGGGUGUCAUCACCUGCGUCAUUGGAGUCAUCCUCUUCGUCUUCGUCGUCGACUUCCCGGACCGUUGCAAGACCGAUAUGGCGAUUCCCUUCCUGAAGCCCCAUGAAGUCGAUUAUGUCUGCGCCCGACUAAACCAAGAUCGAGACGACGUCAAGCCCACAAAGUUUAGUCUCAAAACCUAUCUCGCGAAUACUGCCGAUCCUUUGGUCUGGGCAUACUGUCUCACUUUCCUCUGCACUUCUCUAAUUCAGUACGCCCUCUCGUAUUUUCUUCCUAUUAUCCUCCAAGAUAGUCUCGGAUUUGGUGUGGCAGCCUCUCAGCUUAUGUCGGCGCCGCCGUACGUGUUCGCGGCCAUCCUGAUGUUCGUGCAGGCGUGGUGGGGGGACAAGCACCAAGUACGGUCGCCCAUCAUCGUGGUAAACGCCCUCUUUGCCGUCCUCGGUCUUUGCAUGCUGGCCUACACAAAACCGGUGGCGUCGCGAUACAUCGGCGCCAUGAUCCUCACGGCCUGCGCUUGCGGCAACACCCCGCCCAUGAUCACCUGGCAGGCCAACAACAUCCGCGGUCAGUGGAAGCGGGCCUUGUGCUCCGCGUCCCUGCUCUGGGGUGCCGGGCUGGGCGGCGUGACCGGCACUCUGGUCUUUCGGACGCAGGACAAGCCGACAUAUCGUCCGGGUAUUGCCACUUGUCUCGUGGCGGCAGGGAUCCAGAUCGUUCUUCCCCUUUUCAUGGUUCUCUAUUUCCGAAGUGCCAACAAGCAGGCCCUGGAAGGACGUAAGACGAUCGAAGGUCUGCCUGGAUUCUUGUACACCUUGUAG